Messenger RNA from Camarhynchus parvulus, 2286 nucleotides. It is a transcript of the gene BANP, whose product is annotated as BTG3 associated nuclear protein. The record is from RefSeq and is a predicted model, not a curated record. The transcript is spliced from 13 exons. Bases 152 to 1687 code for a protein of 511 amino acids. Gene Ontology annotation, molecular function: DNA binding. Lineage: Eukaryota; Metazoa; Chordata; Aves; Passeriformes; Thraupidae. Gene Ontology annotation, biological process: negative regulation of protein catabolic process; protein localization to nucleus.
CGGAUCUCUCGCGAGGAAGGACGCCAUUAUCGCAGCCGCCGCACAAAACACCACGAGAACUCGGCGCCCGCCUCACACGGAGUGCAUGCCUGGGCCAGCUCUGCCCUGGGGAGCUGCAGUGGUGCCUGAGGGGUUUUGCUGCAGGUUCUGAAUGAUGUCAGAGCAGGAUUUGGCUGAUGUGGUUCAGAUUGCUGUGGAGGACCUGACUCCUGAUAAUCCAGUUGUGUUGGAGAACCAUGAGGUAGCAGAUGAUGAUGUGGAACCUGCCCUGAAACGUCAGAGGAUAGAAAUCAACUGCCAGGAUCCCUCCAUUAAGUCGUUCCUGUACUCCAUCAACCAGACCAUAUGCCUGAGGCUGGACAGCAUCGAGGCCAAGCUGCUGGCCCUGGAGGCCACCUGCAAAUCCCUGGAGGAGAAGCUGGACCUGGUCAUGAACAAGCAGCACAGCCCCAUCCAGGUGCCCAUGGUGGCCGGGUCCCCGCUGGGCGCCACCCAGACCUGCAAUAAAGUCCGAUGUGUUGUCCCUCAGACCACGGUGAUCCUCAACAACGACCGGCAGAACUCCAUUGUGGCCAAGAUGGUGGGGCAGGAGGAACCUCUGAGCAGAGCAGCAGAUUCCCUGGAGAACAUCCUCAGCAACGCGGUGCCAGGCCGGCGGCAGAACACCAUCGUGGUGAAGGUGCCCGGGCACGACGACAGCCACAACGAGGACGGCGAGAGCGGCUCCGAGGCCAGCGACUCGGUGUCCAACAGCGGCCAGGUGGGCAGCCAGAGCAUCGGCAACAACGUCACCCUCAUCACCCUCAACUCCGAAGAGGAUUACCCCAACGGGACAUGGCUGGGCGACGAGAACAACCCCGAGAUGCGCGUGCGCUGCCCCAUCACGCCCGCAGACAUGCUGCACAUCAGCACCAACUGCCGCACGGCCGAGAAGAUGGCCCUGACCUUGCUGGAUUACCUCUUCCACAGGGAGAUCCAGGCCAUCUCCAACCUCUCGGGCCAGGGCAAGCACGGCAAGAAGCAGCUGGAUCCUCUCAUGAUCUACGGGAUUCGCUGCCACCUGUUUUACAAGUUUGGCAUCACAGAGUCAGACUGGUACCGCAUCAAGCAGAGCAUCGACUCCAAGUGCAGGACAGCCUGGAGGAGGAAGCAGAGAGGCCAGAGCCUGGCUGUGAAAAGCUUCUCCAGGAGAACCCCCUCAUCCUCCUCCUACAGUGGCUCAGAGGGAUCGCAGAGCUCGGUGUCAGCCUCCAGUGAGCUGCAGCAGAACCAGCCCCAGGCCCUGCACUACGCCCUGGCCAACGCCCAGCAGGUCCAGAUCCACCAGAUCGGGGAGGAUGGACAAGUGCAAGUAAUCCCACAGGGCCAUCUCCACAUAGCCCAGGUGCCCCAGGGGGAGCAGGUCCAGAUCACGCAGGACAGCGAGGGGAACCUGCAGAUCCACCAGGUGCACGUGGGUCAGGACGGGCAGGUGCUGCAGGGGGCUCAACUGAUCGCUGUGGCCUCGGCCGAGCCCGCGGCCGGCGGCGUGGACGGCUCCCCGCUGCAGGGCAGCGACAUCCAGGUGCAGUACGUGCAGCUGACCCCCGUGACAGACCACGCUGCCUCCAGCCAAGGCACUGAUUCCCUUCAAUCAGCGAUCCAGCCAGAAAUGCAGAUAGAACACGGAGCCAUCCAAAUCCAGUGAGAGGAUUGAGGAAUGUUGGGGAGCUGGCAGUGAACUCCAGCCAGAAAUGGAGUGGGAAGGGCUGGAAAAACCUCCCAGACCUCAGAACCUCCAGCCAUGCCCUGCUCCCCCACACCUGGGAUAAUUCCAGCUUCAGUCAGAGCUGCAUCACGACACCAAUCCAAGUGCUGGCCUUCAAAAAAAACCUCGUGGGCUGCAAUUAAAUAAACUCAGAGAGGACAAAACAAAUCUUUCAUGGGGAGAGGAAGAACUCUCCUGCAUCCAAACUGUGAGACUCCAUCCCUGGCCAUCCCGUUGGUCCCUCCUGUGCAAAUGGAAUGUCUGCAGAUGUUUGGGGUAUUGCUGCCCUGCAGUACCUGCUUUGCCACCUAGGGAAAGUUCCAGAGCUCAGAUAUUUUUCACUGUUGGAACAGUCUUUUUUUCUUUUUUUUUAUUUGCUAUGGUGUUUAUAACAAAAAAAAAGGAAAAUAUUUAAAAAAAGGAAAAAUCCCUUGACAGCAAGUCUUGGCCUUUUGCUGGUGUUUUCUGUUCAGUGUCAUGAAAACUGUAUUUGCAGAAGACUAACACUUUUGUUUGUACUGUUGCUUAACUACUUUUCU